AGACCGCGUAAUUAUAUAAAGUCCUGUUGCCGACCGCUCCUCUGACCUUUCCUUUCUAGCUUCCACCUUCGCGGCCGCCGAGGAGGACCAUGCGCAUCAGUCGCGCGGCGGAGGACGAGGUCGCUGCCGAAGCAGAUCCGGCGGCGGAGUGCCCGAUCCAGCUCCUUCCCCAGGACGUCCUCCACAACGUCCUCGGCCGCCUCCCUCUCUAUCAGGCCCUCGCCUGCCGACCCGUCUCUCGCCUCUUCCUCGACGCCCUCUCCUCCCCUCCUUUCCUAUCCUCGCUCCCCUCGCUCCGCCUCCUUGUCCUCCGUCACCCUCGCGCAGCCUCCUCUCCGCACCCUUCCCUCCACGCCUUUGACCCCUCCUUCCGCCGUUGGAUCCGUCUCCCGCUCUCAUUCCUCCCCUUCCCCUCGGCCUCUCCCGUCACCGCCUCUCCCUCUCUUCUCUACCUCUGGGUGGACUCCGUCCCUUUUCCCCACUCUAUCGAUCCCGCCUCCAAGAGCCAGACCAAGUCCCUCGUUGUCUGCAACCCACUGAGCGGAUCCUACCGUCUCCUUCCCCCGCUUGGCUCAGCCUGGUCUCGCAACGGAACCGUGAUCGCUGGUCCUGGCGGAUCCGUCGUCAUCAUAACCGAACUCGCAGCUCUCUCCUAUGCGCCUUGCCCUGAUCGAUGGCUUAAGUUUCCACUGAGUCUUCCCUCCAAACCUCGGAGCCCGAUCAUGAUGGCUGGUUCCGUCUUUGCCCUCUGCGACGUCGGCGCCCUCUGGAGAAGCCGGUGGAAGCUCUUCUCAUGUGGCAUUGCUGACCUCGGCAGGGCCCACGGCUGGGCUCCGAUUGAGCGGCACGAGUGGGGGGACGUGUUCGACAUCUUCAAGCGGCCACGGCUACUUGCAGGAGCAGGUGGCCGCCAACUUCUGAUGAUCGGAGGCCUGAGGUCGUCCUUCGUGCUGGACGCGCCGUGCUCGACGGUGCUGAUUAUCCGGCUGGAUCUGGAGACCAUGGAGUGGGAUGAGGCAGGGACGAUGCCCCUGGAGAUGUACAGGUGCUUUGGAGGCGGCUUCUCCAGUCCAUUAGAAGUGGUGGCCGCUGGGGCUGAUGCAGCUGGCGCCAAUAACAAGGUGAAAGUCUUUGGUGGAGAUGGCAAGGUAUGGUUUUCUGGGAAGAAAAUGAGGGGAAAAUUGGCAAUGUGGGAAGAAGGGGUCGGAAAGAGUGACGGCGGCCUGUGGAGUUGGGUUGAUAGUAUCCCAGAGUGCCCCGAAGGUAUGUACAGGGGUUUUCUCUUUGAUGCUGGAUUCACCUCAACACCUUGAACGAGUGGAAGAGACGAUCUGAGUCCUGUACCUUUAUCUUCCACCAUGUUCCAUACUUCUAACAAAUAGCACCCAGGAAUUAGCAUUAAACACAAAAGAGCAUAGUGGAUACAUGAUCAUAUCCAUCAGAGAUGUUGAUAAAGAAACGAAGAAGUGGUUCCCCUUUGACUAGUGCACUUAAAAUUCCUCUAUGAAGCAUUGAUUGUUUGAUCCUUGUGUUGAUUUCUUUGGCUGUUUCAACUCAGACAUGAAAGAAUGACCACUGUUAUUCAUUGGCCAACUUAGAAUAGCCGUAUGAUUCAUAUUUUGCAACCGGCAUACGUGAAUAUAUGUUAGUCAUGUAUUGGAUCUGUAAUAAUGUCUUUGCUUAACAUAAAGUUCAAUGCUUAUGAUUUUUUA
Zingiber officinale is the source of this 1712-nucleotide messenger RNA. RefSeq names its product SKP1-interacting partner 15-like. Bases 90 to 1313 code for a protein of 407 amino acids. The transcript has 2 exons. Gene Ontology annotation, molecular function: protein binding. Lineage: Eukaryota; Viridiplantae; Streptophyta; Magnoliopsida; Zingiberales; Zingiberaceae. The record is from RefSeq and is a predicted model, not a curated record.